AUGGCUCCACACAAGACGAGUGAAUAUGAACAACAACAUCCGAAGGAAGGACAUGAUGAUCCGCCUCGUGUACGUCGUACACCUAGUGCAGAAGCAGCAACAAACAAUGAAGAUAACAAAAUUCGUGUACGUAAGAAGAGAUACAUUACGUGGACUCUCAGGCCAGGAGUGCCAGGAGUUAUAGAAACGCAUGAUCCAAGUGACGAGCAAGGUAAAGAUGAUGUUACUUGUGGCAACAAUGAAUUACAGAGUCGCUUAAAGGAAGUAAUAGAUAACUGGCAUAAGGACAAGGGAAAGGAAGAAAAAGACUGGGAGACAGUUUGGAGUGAAAUCGAGGAAAGGAUCCAGCCACUGUCUAACGACAUAUCUACCUAUAAAUCAAAUAUGGACACUUAUUGUAAUGCCCCUAAUGGACAAGUCACCACAUGGACAGAAGCAGAUAGGAACGCUUGUAUGCUCAUUACUGCAGGAUUAAAACAUAUAUACGAAAUAAGGGUGAACCAGGGUGAAGAGGGCAAGGAGGCCAAAAUAAAUAACAGAAAAUUUAGGGCCACUGCUUCAUGUAUCAUAUUAAAUGAACUCAUAAGGAAAAUGAAGGACAAGGCUAAUUCUUGUACCCAGAAGAUAAGCAUAAAAGAAGGCAUAGAACAAGCCUUUAAUUCCAGUUCACAAAUAAAAACAGAUGCAUGCAAGACUGAUUCUGGCUGUUUUGAGUGCAAACAGUGGGAUUAUUCAGACUGUAAAAUGGGAAAAGAACAAGUGAGGGAGAAGUUAAAGGAGAACUUCGAUAAGGACAAACAAAUACAGGAAGCACUGGGAGAUAUAUACCCACCUUCCAUCCCCUCCAGCUCCAAAACAGCCACUCUUGGGGAAUGGUUCACACGUUUUUCGAACAAUGCAACAGAAAAAGACGAAAAUAAUUAUGAAGAACUAAAACUUCUUUUAAUUUUAUGUGACGAGAUGAAGAGUACCCUUGGUGAUGAUAUGGAAAAGUAUAAGGAUUUCUGUAAUAUUAUGAUGAAAAACAUAAUGCUGACGACAGGCAUUGAAAAGCAAUAUAAAAACAAAGAACAGAAUCAGGGGCAGGGACAAAUGCCAUGUGCGAAGAAAGUGAAAGAUAUCCCACUAUGUAACCUGUUAAAAGCAUGGAUGUGGUAUAUGCACUGGUUUUGUGUUCCUACUAAGGUUAUAAAAUAUGUCCUUGAUGGGGCGAAUGGUCUAAGGACGGAAUUUAUUAACAAAGGUGGGAAGUAUGAGGAAUGUGCUUAUGAUGCUGCAUUUAGGAUUCCUACAGACGACAAAAGGUAUAGGGUAGGCGAAGCGUACGAACUAUUUUCCACAAAUAUGUUGCAUGCUAAGAUAAGAGAAGCAACUAACGAGAAAAAAUUGUGUGAAGACAGUAAAUGGCAAUAUCGGGACCGUGCUCGGGAGGGUUCAAUCAAACCACGAGCGGAGGAAGAGGAGGAGGAAAAAAUUAUCAGUGAUGAUGACAACUCAAAUAACGUGCAGGAAAUUGUUCACGAAAUUAACGAAGCAUUAAAAGAGGAAAAAGAAGAAGAGGCAGAGAAGUUAAGGGAAUUAGAAAAAAACGUUCAGGACGCCAUAUCACCACCUCCUAAACCAGGUGCUGAAACGGAAGAGACAGAGAAGAAAAUGGAACCACCGCAGAAGGAGGUUGUUCCUGAUGAAGAAAAGAAAGCAGCGUCGGAAGUCACUGAUCAAACAAGUUCAGGUGCUGAUGCUAAGACGGACGAGAGUUCUGAUGAAUUAGGUUCCCCAGAGGAAGGUGCUGUGACGGAUAUAGACCCAUCAAAAAACGAGCAAGGCGAAGAUGCUGAUGGGGGUAACACUAAGCAAGAUCAACCCCACCAGAAGGACCAGGUGGAGAAGGAGGGGCAGAAACAGGCGAAGCUGAUUUAA
This is a messenger RNA of Plasmodium coatneyi, 1920 nucleotides long. Its product is annotated as SICA antigen. The transcript is spliced from 7 exons. Bases 1 to 1920 code for a protein of 639 amino acids. The record is from RefSeq and is a predicted model, not a curated record. NCBI's taxonomy places the organism in Eukaryota, Apicomplexa, Aconoidasida, Haemosporida, Plasmodiidae.